Messenger RNA from Contarinia nasturtii (swede midge), 1775 nucleotides. RefSeq names its product prostatic acid phosphatase-like. The transcript has 10 exons. The record is from RefSeq and is a predicted model, not a curated record. The coding region runs from base 217 to 1527 and encodes 436 amino acids. Lineage: Eukaryota; Metazoa; Arthropoda; Insecta; Diptera; Cecidomyiidae. Gene Ontology annotation, molecular function: phosphatase activity. Gene Ontology annotation, biological process: dephosphorylation.
ACGAAUUCAAUCAGUCACUGGCUCUGUGCGGUCGCAAAAAAGAAACGUGUGCAUUAAAAUUGCGUAAACAAGUCUGCUGUCAGCUGGUUAAAUUGUCGCACACAAAAGUUCAUUCUACGAAUCAGUUUUGUCGACACAUUCAAUUUUAUCCACAGAUCAGUCGUGGCUCUGACCUUAUCAAUUCAAUAACAUUCGAAAAUCAACGUUUCGUGUACUAUGUUUUGGAAAAUCGUGGUGGUUUUGUUUUCGGUAUUUGUAUUUUCAACGGCAAAAUCGUCAAUUAGAAGGAAUCAAAGUGCAUAUUCGGAUGAACCACAAUUAAUAUUUGCGCAUGUUAUACAUCGCCAUGGCGAUCGAAAUCCAAUACGUAGCUACCCGAAUGAUCCGUGGAAGGAUGAAGAACAAUUUUGGGAAGAAGGUUUCGGACAACUGACCAACAUUGGAAUCAAUCAAGAGUAUGAAUUGGGUACAUAUCUGCGAAAACGAUAUGCAUCCCUUCUUGGAGACGGCGGUUAUUCCAACGAUAAUGUCUAUAUUCAAAGCACUGAUGUAGAUCGUACUUUGAAUUCAGCACAAGCUGUUGCGGCUGGCCUUUUUCCACCUGAAAACGAUCAAAUUUGGAAUGCAGAUUUACUUUGGCAACCGAUACCGAUUCACACAAUUCCAAAAGAAAUGGAUCACGUAUUAUACGCUGGUCGGCCAUGUUCACGUUAUCAACGUGCAAUGCGAAAACAUUUACAGUCUUUAGAAUACACGACCCUCAUGGCAAAACACAAACAAUUGUUUGAUUAUUUGCAAGAGAAUGCCGGCAUUCAAAUUCACUCACUAGAUGACGUCGACAUUUUAUACAAUACCCUCUGGAUUGAGCAAUUAAAAGAAAAAUCACUGCCAUUUUGGACGGAUGAAGUUUUUCUGCCUGGCAGUGAUUUUGAAAUGCUUGCAUAUCUCAAUUUCCGAUUGGCCACCAAUACAACUGAAAUGGCACGUUUAACUGUCGGCUUUUUAAUUCGUGAUAUUCUGGAUCGGUUUUCAAGCAAAAUUGAAUCAACAUUAUUGCCAAAUCGUUCUCUACAUAUUUACUCGGCACACGAUUCAACGAUUGCGAAUUUUUUAAAUGCAAUCGGUUUAUUUGAGUUGCACAAUCCGCCAUAUGCAUCAAGUCUUCACAUCGAAUUAUACAAAUUGAACGCUGAUCACUACAUGCAAAUAUUCUACCGAAAUUCAUCAGACGAAAAUCUACAGCCACUGGAAAUUCCAUUAUGUGGACAAAAUUGUUCAUUGGAAAUGUUCAGAAGUAUUUAUAGUGAAAUAAUACCAACCGAAACAUUUGAAGAAGAAUGCGAAUUACCAUUCUAUUUGGAAAUCUUGGAGGGAAGUAACAUUUGUAUAUCAAACGAAUGGUUCGUCUCAAUAAUGUGUUUCGUGGUAAUGUUACCAAUUAUGAUAAUUGUGUUAUGGAGAGUAUCUUCGAGCAAGAGAGGGAAUAUCGCUUUGGAAAAUGAUAAUAAUAAUAUGAAAUAUCUAUAGCGAAUUUCAGUACAAAAUAUUCAUGCAGUUUCUUUAACAAUAGAACACAUUCGGUUCUAUAUAAAUUUCAGCCAUUGUCAUUAUUACAUUUAAGCAUUUAAUUUCGUGUUACUAACUAUCCCGUAGUUCUAAAAAUAGUCACCGAACGGUGUUUUGAAGUACUGAUCCUGCAUUUCGUCAUGCACUUAUACUCGAACUAAUAAUAACGUAUUUGCAAUAAAUUUGUUGUUUUUAAAUGAAAUUGACAA